This is a messenger RNA of Dreissena polymorpha, 3260 nucleotides long. RefSeq names its product ubiquitin carboxyl-terminal hydrolase 30-like. Gene Ontology annotation, biological process: protein deubiquitination. Gene Ontology annotation, cellular component: nucleus; cytosol. NCBI's taxonomy places the organism in Eukaryota, Metazoa, Mollusca, Bivalvia, Myida, Dreissenidae. The record is from RefSeq and is a predicted model, not a curated record. Bases 367 to 1644 code for a protein of 425 amino acids. The transcript is spliced from 8 exons. Gene Ontology annotation, molecular function: cysteine-type endopeptidase activity; cysteine-type deubiquitinase activity.
UUCUAUUGGAAUGUAACCUUUUUCAGUGCAAUGUUUCACUAUAAUCUCCAAGUUAAACAUAUUUCAAGGAUUUAGUAAUGAGCAUCUAUUCAUGCCCUACUACUUUCUCCAAAAGAUAAAGCCAGUACAAUAGUUUAAAGUGUACAACAUGCCUUCGAAUCAACUAUGAUAUUUUUUAGAGAGUACAGCUUUAUACUGUAACCUAUAUACUUUCUGACACGGUGAUGUGGAAUCAAAAUUUGCUGUUUUUAGGUGGAAUUUCAACUGCAGUUGCAGCUGCGGUUUAUGUGUUUUGGGGACCAACGCUAAAAAAAGAAAAAUCGCGGACUAUGUAAAGGAUUGGAGAAUCUUGGAAACACAUGUUUUAUGAACGUGAUAUUACAAGCAUGGGCAGCAACUCCGUCUGUGGUCAGAUGGCUAGAAGAGUGGCUCAACAAGAACAAAGACAAUGUGGGGAAAGGAAGCCUUGCUCCACACUUACUUCAUACACUACAUGUUGUGAACCAAGUGGAGGAUGAGCCAGAUGAUGUGCAUUCACCAGCCAGCAUUAUUGGUGCCCUUCGAUCUCACAGGUGGAUCAUAUCACAUGAACAACAGGAUGCACAUGAGCUGUUCAACGUCCUCACCACAACUCUGGAUGAGCAAAGUAAGAGCUACCCCAGCACUCCGUCCUGCUUUGACCUUCACGCACUGCAGAUGUCUCAGCGCAGUGGUUCUGGAGGAAACCAAGAGCCUGUUCCGGUGCCCCACAUGCUGCGUAACCGUGACAAUGACAGCCCAUUCAGGAUGCUGAUAGCCAGCCAGAUGGAGUGUAUUGACUGUAAAUACCGCCAUCCCGUCCGGUAUGACCUCAAUAGCACCCUGUCCCUGGCCUUCCCGAAAACUGCCUGGAAAUCCAUCAAGUUGGAGUCUCUCCUCCAGAAGUUCAUCACUUCAGAGAUUGUUCACAAUGUUGAGUGCCCCGGAUGCAGGAAGGUUCAGCAGCAGAAGAACAAGAAACUAAUCAAGGAAGGAUUCAUUGAGGACACACCAAAAUCGUCUUGCCUGAAACGACAUACUAUUGGAAAGCUACCGCAGUGCCUGUGUCUUCACAUGCAGAGGACCCAGUGGCUGGACAGCGGGAUUCCCCUCAAGAAGUACGAGCACGUGGUAUUUCCUGAGACGCUGCACAUGGACGACUAUGUGUACACAAAGUGCGAGUCACGCAAUGGGCUGCUGGGAGGGAAAGCUCUGUUCGGGAAUACUGUGGUACCCCUUCCCACUGUCUCGCCUCUCACCUCCCCAACAUCUGGUCAUCUGACGCUGCUAAGAGCACUCAACUACGACAGCCGCAUCUCCACCCGUGGCCUCUCAUUCCAGUCAACGCCUCCUAGUCCGCCUACAGCUAACCAGCAGUCAGACAUCAAUCACAACAGCCCAAAAUCUUCUCAAGACUAUACCUUCAAGCUUACCUCGGUUGUCAUGCAUUUAGGCGAUGUGUUUUCUGGUCAUUUUGUGACCUACCGUAGGAGUUUGUUGAGAAAGCGUGGCGAACAGUUCAGCUCUCAGUGGUUGUGCACGUCUGACCAUGCAGUUAAGGAAGUUUCCCUAGAAGAAGUGCUAGCUACGGAGGCUUACAUGCUGUUUUAUGAGCGGGAAUCCUAAAAAUAGGACCAAUACUGUUGAUUAAAUCAGACAUUGACAAUGAUGAACACAUUCUAAUCAGAGAAAAAGUCAUUCUUAUUUUAUCAAUUAUGCAAUUCAAAGUUUAUUAAAAACUAAUAUUCAUUGCGUAUUUGACUACCUGUUUGUGAAUCAGUGCAUUAUGAUGAGUUCUUGUUCUUCCAAAUAUUAUAACAUCAACCAGUAGUUGACAAGUUUGAAAUUAUUCAAGCAAUUUAUGUUUUAUAUAAUUACAUAGUUAAUGUGUAAUAAAUACCUGAUAAAAAGUCGGUUAGUGUAUGGAUAUUAUAUGGACUAAAUAAUGGUGUAUAAAUGCUCAAAAUCUUCAUUAUUGAUAAUCAAAUGUAAUGUUUUAUAAUCUUGAUGUUAUUAACACUGCAAUGUCAUAUUUGCAAAUGAAACAUGUGCAAUAUGCAAGCGCUAAUUGUGAGAUAUUUGGGUCAUGCUAUAUUGGGCAUCUUUUUUCGGGUGUCUUCAAACUUUACCUUGUUGCCAUGCUAGAGGACACAACUUUCAUCCAAUUUUGAGGUUACUUGGUCAAAUUAAUUUUCUUGACAAUAUUCAGACGAAGUUGGAAUCUGGGUCACAUGCAUCCUAAAACUACAUUAGGUAAAUAUUUAUAAAAAACACACUUUGUAAUGUACCUCGCAGUCUUUGGAAGCCAGUUAGUUUAAAAAUGACCAACCUGUGUCAAAUAACUAGGUCAAAGAACAACCUUUUAACCACUAGAAAACGCUUGUCUACAAGGUCUAGGGUCACAACUGAACUGAACAUUUCAGGGACAUCAUGCCCCUUGUAUAUAUGGGUGUAUGCAUUUUUUUUGUUAUAUACACAGUGUUUUUUUUUUUUAAACUUAUAAGCCACAUAUUACAAAUAUUGCAUACAUCACAUACAAUCUGUAUAGAAAUACUAUCCAUAUUUGUAUUUUAUUUCAAAUGAUUUUGCCCACACAUGGAUCAUAAUAAUAUCAAGAAAUCAGCACAUAAUCCCUUAAAUCUUUGUAUGUUGCCAUGCAAUAAAACAUGCCAGAUAAGGCGUUAUUUAAUGUUAGCGCUCAUUUUUCAGCACAUUUGCUCUAUGUUUGGCACAUCAUAGUAUAGUGACAUUUCACAACUUGCACUGUUCUCAUAUUAAAGUUUUAAUAUUGCCACCAUGCCAUUUGUUGUUAUGCAACCACACUUGUUAAAACAUUUAUGCUAAACGAAAUACUUUUGCAACUAUUUAGUGUUUUUUUUGUGCAUUUGUGUUUAUCAAUAUAUAAUUUCGGGGCCCGUCUUAUCAAAGAUCGUACAACAUUAUUACCUUACGAUGCAAUUUUUGAAGCGCCAUAAUACGUAACCGUCACAUGUAUAAUUACUUUUGUUGAACAUUUCCAUUCAUUUUCAACGUAGCUGUCAAAUAUCCUUCAUAUUUGAAACAUACAAAUCAUAAUCACUUAUAUUUUAAAAUUACAAAAUUCAAUCGUAAGUUAACAUUGUCGUACGAUCUUUGAUAAGACGGACCCAAGGUAUUUAUUUAGAAAGGCUAAUGUUUUAAAGGGGCGUUUUUACAUUUUGGAAAAUUGACAAAAUAAAACAAAAUUAUUUCUGAAUCGCAAA